AUGAAGGACCUGCUACUCCAAAUUCAUGUGCUACUUGGCCUAGCUAUCACUACCCUAGUACAAGCUGUAGAUAAAAAAGCAGAUUGCCCACAGUUAUGUACAUGUGAAAUCCGGCCCUGGUUUACACCUCGAUCCAUUUAUAUGGAGGCAUCUACAGUGGAUUGUAAUGAUUUAGGUCUUUCAAAUUUCCCAGCCAGACUGCCUGCUGACACACAGAUUCUGCUACUACAGACUAACAAUAUUGCAAAAAUUGAAUACUCCAUAGACUUUCCAGUAAACCUUACUGGCCUGGACUUAUCUCAAAACAAUUUAUCUUCAGUCACCAACAUUAAUGUAAAAAAGAUGCCUCAGCUUCUUUCUGUAUACCUAGAAGAAAACAAACUUACUGAGCUGCCUGAAAAAUGUCUGUCUGGACUAAGCAACUUACAAGAACUCUAUAUUAAUCACAACUUGCUUUCUGCAAUUUCACCAGGAGCCUUUAUUGGCCUACAUAAUCUUCUUCGACUUCAUCUCAAUUCAAACAGAUUGCAGAUGAUCAACAGUAAGUGGUUUGAGGCUCUUCCCAAUCUGGAGAUUCUGAUGAUUGGGGAAAAUCCAAUCAUCAGAAUCAAAGAUAUGAACUUUAAGCCUCUUAUCAAUCUUCGAAGCCUGGUUAUAGCUGGUAUAAACCUCACAGAAAUACCAGAUAACGCCUUGGUUGGACUUGAAAACUUAGAAAGCAUCUCUUUUUAUGACAACAGGCUUAUUAAAGUGCCCAAUGUUGCUCUUCAAAAAGCAGUAAACCUCAAAUUUUUGGAUCUAAAUAAAAAUCCCAUUAACAGAAUACAGAGGGGAGAUUUUAGCAAUAUGCUACACUUAAAAGAGUUGGGAAUAAACAAUAUGCCUGAGCUGAUUUCCAUCGACAGUCUUGCUGUGGAUAACUUACCAGAUUUAAGAAAAAUAGAAGCUACUAACAACCCCAGGUUGUCUUACAUUCACCCAAAUGCAUUUUUCCGGCUGCCCAAGCUGGAAUCACUUAUGCUUAACAGCAAUGCCCUUAGUGCCCUGUACCAGGGUACAGUGGAAUCUCUGCCAAACCUCAAGGAAAUCAGCAUACACAGCAAUCCUAUCAGGUGUGACUGCGUCAUCCGUUGGAUUAAUAUGAACAAAACCAACAUUCGAUUUAUGGAGCCAGAGUCACUGUUUUGUGUGGACCCGCCCGAAUUCCAAGGCCAGAAUGUGCGGCAGGUGCAUUUUAGGGAAAUGAUGGAAAUCUGUCUCCCUCUUAUAGCUCCUGAGAGUUUUCCUUCCAACCUGGAUUUAGAAGCUGGGAGUUAUGUUUCCUUACACUGUAGAGCUACUGCAGAGCCACAGCCUGAAAUCUACUGGAUAACACCUUCUGGUAAAAAACUCUUGCCUAAUACUCUAACAAAUAAGUUCUAUGUCCAUUCUGAAGGCACACUUGACAUAAGUGGCAUCACCCCAGCAGAAGGGGGUUUGUAUACCUGCAUAGCAACUAACCUGGUGGGUGCUGACUUAAAGUCUGUUAUGAUCAAAGUGGAUGGCUCUCUUCCCCAGGAUAACAAUGGAUCCUUGAAUAUUAAAAUAAAAGAUGUUCAGGCCAAUUCAGUUCUGGUGUCUUGGAAAGCAAGUUCUAAAAUUCUCAAAUCCAGUAUUAAGUGGACAGCCUUUGUCAAGGCUGAGAAUUCCCAUGCUGCCCAAAGUGCACGAAUACCAUCUGAUGUCAAGGUGUAUAAUCUUACUCAUCUGAACCCAGCAACUGAGUAUAAGAUUUGUAUUGAUAUCCCCACCAUCUAUCAAAAAAGCAGAAAACAAUGUGUAAAUGUCACCACAAAAGGUUUGGACCCUGAUCAAAAAAAGUAUGAAAAGAAUAACACCACAACAUUUAUGGCUUGCCUUGGAGGCUCUCUGGGGAUUAUUGGUGUGAUCUGUCUUUUCAGCUUCCUCUCUCAAGAAGUCAACUGUGAUGGUGGACAUAACUAUGUAAGGAAUUACUUACAGAAACCAACCUUUGCGUUCAGUGAGCUUUACCCUCCUCUGAUCAACCUCUGGGAAACAGGCAAAGAAAAAGGUGCAGCACUGGAAGUAAAAGCAACUGUUAUAGGUGUGCCAACUAACAUGUCCUAA
Budorcas taxicolor (takin) is the source of this 2127-nucleotide messenger RNA. It is a transcript of the gene LRRN3, whose product is annotated as leucine rich repeat neuronal 3. The coding region runs from base 1 to 2127 and encodes 708 amino acids. The record is from RefSeq and is a predicted model, not a curated record. Gene Ontology annotation, molecular function: protein binding. The transcript has a single exon. NCBI's taxonomy places the organism in Eukaryota, Metazoa, Chordata, Mammalia, Artiodactyla, Bovidae.